This is a messenger RNA of Adineta steineri, 2178 nucleotides long. The record is from the annotation of a GenBank genome assembly. Lineage: Eukaryota; Metazoa; Rotifera; Eurotatoria; Adinetida; Adinetidae.
AUGAAUGCACAAACGUCAACAGAAAACCUUUCAACAGCCUCAAAACCAACGACAUCAUACAAUAUUUAUUUAUCACGACAACGUAUGGCUCAAAAUUAUCUUCUUGUCUGGGUAGAUGCCAACAUCGACGAAACAAACGAUGACUGCCAGAAUACUUUAUCUCAAUUGAAAUCUAUCGUCAACAAAGUCAACCUAUGUACUCAACCAGACCAGUGUAUCCAGUUGCUCAAUCAAGUUGAUGAUGAGCGAGCCUUCGUCAUUACAUCAGGCUCUCUAGGUGAACAAUUGGUUCCAGAAAUUCAUGAUAUGUCACAAUUAGAUGCAAUUUAUAUCUUCUGUAAUAACAAAACCAGACAUCAAGAAUGGGCUCAAAAUUGGACAAAAAUCAAAGGUGUUCAUACAAACAUCAACGACAUUUGUCAAGCAUUGCAACUGGAUGUUAAGCAAUGCAAUCACGAUUUGAUUGCUGUAAGUUUUGUCCCCAUAAACGAAAUGUCUUCGACUGCUGAUUUAAAUCAGUUGGAACCAACUUUUAUGUAUACUCAAAUAUUCAAGGAAAUUCUCAUUGGUAUGGAUCAUGGUGACAAGGCAAUCAACGACUUAGCAGUAUAUUGUCGUCAACUCUAUAUCGACAAUAAUUAUGAAUUAGAUAUUAUUAAUGAAUUUGAACAUAAUUAUCAUCCACAACAAGCAAUAUGGUGGUAUACGCGUGAGUGUUUUACUUAUCAAAUGCUGAAUCGAGCACUUCGAAUUCUUGACGCUGAUACAAUCAUUAAUAUGGGUUUCUUUCUACGUGAUCUUCACCAACAAAUUCAACAACUGUAUCAACAGCAAGUCAAUACUUAUGAUAGAACAUCUUUUCUAGUUUAUCGAGGACAAGGUUUGAUGAAAACAGAUUUUGAAAAACUUGAGAAAACACAAGGUGGACUGAUGUCAUUUAAUAAUUUCUUAUCCACAAGUAAAAGUAAAGAAGUGUCUCUCGAUUUUGCUCAGCAUGCUUCAACAAAAUCAGAUAUGGUAGGCAUUCUCUUCAUAAUGUCGAUUGAUCCUUGUAUUAAAUCAGCACCAUUUGCCUACCUCAAAGAGGAGAGUUAUUUUGAGAAAGAAGAAGAAAUUCUCUUCUCAAUGCACACUGUCUUUCGAGUGAGUGUAAUUAAAGAAAUGGAUGAUAAUAAUCAACUUUAUCAAGUUGAAUUACAGUUAACGUCGGAUGAUGAUCAACAACUACGAUUACUUACCGAUCGCAUACGUAAAGAAGCUGAUGGUAGUACUGGAUGGCAUAGAUUGGGUAACUUAUUGCUUAAAAUCGGCCAAUUUAAUAAAGCUGAAGAACUUUACAAUGUAUUACUUGAACAGACACCUGAUGAAGUUGAAAAGGCGCAUUAUUAUAACCAGUUGGGAGGUAUCCAUUGGAAUCAAGGUGAUUAUGAAAAGGCCAUUUCUUAUUACAAACAAGGGCUUGAAAUUCAAGAAAAAACUCUUCCUUCUAAUCAUCCUUCAUUAGCUACUUCAUACAACAACAUCGGUUUGGUAUAUUACGACAUGGGAGAAUAUGCAGCAGCACUUUCAUUUUACGAACAAGCAUUCGAAAUUCAACAAAAGACGCUUCCUCCCAAUCAUCCUUCAUUAGCUACUUCAUAUGGCAACAUUGGUAGUGUGUAUUACGACAUGGGGGAGUACUCGGAAGCACUUCUGUCUCAUGGAAAAGCACUUAAAAUUCAACAAAACACUCUUCCCUCAAAUCAUCCUGAUCUGGCUACUUCAUACAACAAUAUUGGUUUGGUAUAUGACAACAUCGGAGAGUAUUCGAAAGCACUUUCAUAUUAUGAAAAAACACUUGAAAUUGAGCAAAAAACUCUUCCUUCAAAUCAUCCAUCGUUGGCGACUUCAUAUAAUAACAUUGGUAGUGUUUAUGAUAAUAUGGGAGAGUACACGAAAGCACUUUCAUAUUACGAAAAAGCACUUGUAAUUCGACAAAAAAGUCUUUCUUUAAAUCAUCCUUCAUUGGCUACUUCAUACAAUAAUAUCGGUUGGGUUUAUAGAAAUAUGACAGACUAUGCGAAAGCACUUUCAUUUUAUGAACGUGCUCAAAACAUAUGGCAAAGUGCACUACCUCCAAAUCAUCCUGAUAUUACAGACGUAAAAGAGAGUAUUGAAAUUGUAAAAAGUAAAUUAUAA